This is a messenger RNA of Rotaria sp. Silwood2, 609 nucleotides long. NCBI's taxonomy places the organism in Eukaryota, Metazoa, Rotifera, Eurotatoria, Philodinida, Philodinidae. The record is from the annotation of a GenBank genome assembly.
AUGACUGCAUCAUCUUCUUCUCAACGUCUCAAAGGUAUUCUUGCAAUAACUGUACUUAAAGCAAACAAUUUAAUGAAAAGUGAUUGGUUUGGUGAAAACGAUUGUUAUGUCGUCAUCUCAUUUGAACCACUUUCAACAGAAGCAAAAGUAAAGGUCGAGAACAGAAAACAACAAACAGAAAUGUAUCAAAAGACACAGAUUCAUGAUGGCUCGAAUCCAGUUUUCAACGAGAAACUUUUAUUUCCCGUAGCAGACGAAUUACAAACAAUGUACGUUCAAGUAUGGGAUUCUGAUAUUGGUAAAGAUGAUCUUUUAGCUCAUGGAACAUUGAAUUUGCUUGAUGAUGAACAUGGUGGUCGAUUCAAUACGACUACAGACAAAGAAUGGCUACACACGGUAACUCUAUCAAUGCUCAAUGAAAAGGGUAACUUUGGUGGCACAUUAGAAGUUGUACUUCAUUUCAUUCCUGAAACAGUCAUUGUGUAUAUGGAGAAGAAAUUCGAUGCUACUCAAGCAGAACUCAAGAAAAAAUUAACACAAAAAAUAGUAGCAAAAAUGACUGAUGUUGCCACCGACAAAAUUCAAGGAUAUGUUGGAAGCGGUAUUUAA